This is a messenger RNA of Schizosaccharomyces osmophilus, 1143 nucleotides long. It is a transcript of the gene spn4, whose product is annotated as mitotic septin Spn4. The record is from RefSeq and is a predicted model, not a curated record. The coding region runs from base 1 to 1143 and encodes 380 amino acids. NCBI's taxonomy places the organism in Eukaryota, Fungi, Ascomycota, Schizosaccharomycetes, Schizosaccharomycetales, Schizosaccharomycetaceae. Gene Ontology annotation, cellular component: cytosol; microtubule cytoskeleton; septin complex. The transcript has a single exon. Gene Ontology annotation, molecular function: GTP binding; molecular adaptor activity; GTPase activity. Gene Ontology annotation, biological process: cytoskeleton-dependent cytokinesis.
AUGAAUGAAGACGAGAUGUUAUCUGUAGGAAUUGCUGAUUUACCAAAUCAAAGACACAAAAUCGUGUCGCGUAAUGGAGCUGCUCUAACACUAAUGCUUUGUGGUGAAUCGGGACUCGGUAAAACGACGUUUUGCAAUACAUUGUUUUCCACUUCUAUUAAGCCUCAUAUGGACAUUGAGACGCGCCGUUCCAAGCAUACGGAGAAAAGUGUGGAAAUUGAAAUUACAAAAGCGGAAUUGGAAGAAAAGAACUUCCAUUUGAGACUUACUAUGGUUGAUACUCCUGGAUUUGGUGAUUUCAUAAAUAACACUGGUUGCUGGGAAUCUAUCCUAGAGUUUAUAGAGGAUCAGCAUGAGUCGUAUAUGCGACAGGAUCAACAACCAGACCGAACAAAGAUUAUUGACAUGCGCAUUCAUGCAUGCUUAUACUUUCUCCGUCCCGUACGAAAUGGCUUGCGUCCUAUGGAUUUGGAGGCUAUGAAGCGUCUCUGCAAACGUGUCAACCUGAUUCCCGUGAUCGCCAAAUCAGACAUGUACACCCGACGUGAUUUGGCCAUGUACAAGACCCGUAUUGCACAAGUGCUUGAUUAUCAUCAGGUAAGCAUAUACAAGCCAAGCAUAGAUGAAGGAGACCCGGUUUUCCAGCGUCAAAUUCAAGGCAUCAUCAGCGCAAUGCCUUUUGCAAUCGUUAGUAGCGAAGAAGAUACCCGAACCGCUGAUGGCCGUAUUGUUAAAGGUCGUAAGUAUCCAUGGGGUACCGUCGAGGUUGAAAGUGAAGAACAUUGUGAUUUCAAACAGCUACGAAAUCUCCUGAUUAGAAGCUGUAUGUUAGACCUUAUUCAGAGAACUGAAGACAUUAUUUAUGAGCAAUACCGACAAGAACAGAUGCAAGUUCGCCAAUAUGGUGAACCAAAAUUGAGGACUAUUGACAAUAGUAAGUUUAAGGAGGAGGAAGAAAGUCUUAGAAGAAGGUUUACCGAGCAAGUCCGACAAGAAGAGGCUCGCUUCCGACAAUGGGAACAAAGGCUGAUUGCUGAGCGUGACAAUUUAAACAAGGACCUCGAAGCUCAGCAUGUCCAAAUCAAACAACUUGAGCUUGAAAUUGAACGACUAAAGUUAAACAGUUCUUCACGUAAGCGUUAA